UCCUGCCUCAAGGAAAAAACAGAUUAUACCAAAUGUGCAAAUGUAAGAAUGUGAUGCUCAAAAUUUUAGCCGCCAAAAUGAAGAGGCGUUCUCUGCCGACGGUUCGUGAGGAAAAAAAAAGUAUUUACAUUAGUGACUUUGCAAUUUAUUCUAUGGUGACAGCGACAGCAGUGUUGAGUUAUAUGAAUAGUUUGAAUGGAGAAUUUGUACAUGAUGACAUACCUGCGAUUGUGACGAAUGGUGACGUCACCGGGGAAAAUUCCUUAAAACAGCUGCUGCUGGAUGACUUUUGGGGAACGCCAAUGGCUGACGCGAAUAGCCAUAAAUCGUAUCGGCCUUUGACAACGCUGUCUUUUAGAUUAAACUACGCCCUAUCGGGUCUCCGGCCGUGGUGGUGGCACGCUUGCAACAUCAUGCUUCACACCGCAUGCUGUGCGCUCGUAACGCGUGCAUGCGUUACAAUCGCGCGUCUACAGCGGCCGUUCGCUGCUUUAGCUGCUGUCUUGUUUGCUGUGCAUCCUGUACACACAGAAGCGGUGGCUGGCGUAGUGGGCAGAGCCGACGUGUUGGCUUGUAUUUUCUUCCUUUCAUCGUUAUUAGUGUAUCAUAGACCUACAAGCAACAAGAAGUGUGUAUGGCUAAGCAUAAUCCUCGGAGCUCUGAGUAUGCUGGCCAAGGAGACCGGAGUAACGAUUCUGCUCCUCAACUUAGCUAUUGACUUUUAUAGAUGCUGGCCAUUUGUUAAAAAGUCAUUAUGUUCACUGAAGAUUGAAAAGAAAUGCACAGGCCUGUCAGUAAGAACCAUAAAAGUGGUGGUAUCUCUGGCGCUGCUUAUCUGCCUCCGGCUUGCCUUGCUGCAAGGCACUUGGCCAACGUUCUCGCCUCAAGACAACCCAGCUGCUUUUCACCCCAGUUUUGUUGUAAGGUUGAUGACAUUCUGCUACUUAGCAGCGUUCAACUGGUGGCUGUUGCUGUGUCCGUGGCCUCUCUCGCACGACUGGCAGAUGGGUUCCGUGCCGCUGGUAACCAGCGGGUGGGACCCACGGAAUUUUCUUACGGGAGCUGCUAUGAUAGCUCUACUUGCACUAGUUACUAGAUGCAUUUUAGAUUUAGAGGUACAAAGACAUACGCCGGUGGUAAUAGGCCUUCUACUCCUCGUGGUGCCAUUUGUCCCAGCCAGCAAUCUUCUGGUCACUGUCGGGUUCGUCAUCGCCGAACGAGUACUUUAUAUUCCGAGUGUAGGCAGCGUAAUCAUAACAGCAUAUGGCGUCCAGCUAAUGUGGUCUAAGCCCGGGACUAAAGCGUUCCUUGUCCUGGGUCUGGCUAUACUGGCUGCUAGUAGUGUCGCUAGAACGCAUAGAAGAAAUGCUGAUUGGAGGGACCGAGCUACUCUUCUCAGGUAAUUACGAUUUUUGGUGCAAAAAUUAACAAAAUAACUUAAUUACUGUGCGCAUCUACAUAGCAUAGAAAACAAAAAUAACGCUAUUAAAGUUGACGUUUUGACCACUAGAUUAUGGCCAACAUACGCAAGUGCCCACAACAACAUCGGUACUCUAGUCUCCGGGAUGGAUAACGCUGAACACCAUUUUCUUCAAGCCAUCAAGUACAAUAAGUACCAUGUCAAUGCGCAUUAUAAUCUUGGCAAGUUGUACAAAAAAAGUGGUCGAGCAACUCAAGCAAUAUCGAUGCUGGAGAAAUGCAUUUGGCUGCAGCCACGAUUUGUGCAAGCGCUGGUGGAACUUCUUACCCUGACUCCAGACUGUCAGAAGCAACCACUUUUAAGGAAACUUUUGGAGCUAGAGCCGCUGAAUUGGGAGCAUUAUGUGCUUUAUGGGAACUGGUUCAGAGAGAAAGGGUUACACAGUCCAGCAUCUAAUUUGUACCUAGAAGCAAUACGACUGAGUUUCAGAACACGAACCGUUGCGCGCCCCGUACGGUCAGACUUGAUUGCCUUAAGAUCACUGGCGUUAAUGUAUCGCUCAUUGGGUCAAAGAUCACGUACUUUACAACUGCUAACGAGAUGGCACACUUGGCGACGUGGUUGGCCAAGCGCUGCUGCCACUCAUCUCUAUUUACGAGACUGGAGACUUAAGAUGGAGUUAGAGGGACGAAUCCAGAUUUACUCGAAGGCUGUUAAUCCUACAAAAUCAACAAGAUGCUUCGAUCACUCACAACUAGCUGUAAAAAGUAAAGAAGAAAAAAAAUCUAAUAAAGAAUCUAUUAAAACAGAACAAUUUGUGAAAAGUGUAACGAAAGACAAUGUUAAAAGUGAUAGUUGCUGUAAAUCUUGUGGGACCAAGAAAAGGAUAUCAAUAUCAUCACAGAUUAAAACUACUCAUAAUAAAUCGGAAAUAGGGCUGAAAGAAAAGAAAUGUACAUUGCAUAGGAAAGACAAGAAUGAUAAGAAUGCUAAUGUUAUACCGAGUAUUGGAGCUCCGCUGGCUGAACACAUUCUUAUGAAAACGUACUAGUGUGUUUAAGUGCUUCCGUUUGCCGAGAUAGCGUAGAAAAAACUUGAAAACUUCACAUGGGUUUGUCUUCUCCUAACAUAAAUAUGAAUUUAAUUAAAAGGAUAUCAAAUUUUUUCACUAACGACUAGUGAAUGUUUUAAUGUUUUAAUCUAAAAUUAUUAAAAUGAACUCAAGUCCUAACGAAGGAGAUAUUAACUUUUACCAGAAAAUCAUUCACAGACUUUCUGUUACUGAGAAACAUCUAUAUUAUUAUUAUUCAACCCGCUCAUGUGACACGACAUUAUGUGAAUAUUUUCUAUGUUACCUUGUCAAGGUUGCAGGUGUGAUACAGUAUGAAACGUGGAAAACUUCAUGCUUGUGAUGGUCAGAUUCUAAUUUGUAUGAAUGACAUUAGUCAUAACGCUGACAAUAUCGCAAGUUUAUUGUAAUUUAAAUAAAUAAGUUAUGCAAGUAUCGUGUUUAGAAAUCUCAUUUUGGGGGUUUACAAUAAACAAAAGAAACAGUUCUUUGGUAAAUGAUGGUUCUAGGGAACCACGCUAAUUUGUUUGAACAAUGUUCAGAAAGACACGCAAAUUGAUUUGAACUUUACGUACAAUUUGACAUCGUUAAAACAUAAUAUGUUUAAUUGCAUGGAAACCCAUCCAAAAGAUGAGUGACGGACGCCAGAUGGUUCAUCAGAGAGAAAGCGAUAUAAGGCAUUAAAGUAGACCUAUGUCCAACCAUGGAAGGAUGUAUAUACAUCCAAUCAUACAAUGAUAUUAUUACCUUUUUUAUUUCA
Molecule: messenger RNA, 3249 nt
Organism: Hyposmocoma kahamanoa
Lineage: Eukaryota; Metazoa; Arthropoda; Insecta; Lepidoptera; Cosmopterigidae
Product: transmembrane and TPR repeat-containing protein 1-like
Exons: 15
Biological process (GO): protein O-linked glycosylation via mannose
Molecular function (GO): protein binding; mannosyltransferase activity
Source: RefSeq, a predicted model, not a curated record